AUGUAUCCCCAUGUGAUUGCUGGAGAACUGAAUGUCAAACUGGAUCCCCUGAAGAAGAAGCUUGAGGUUUUCGAGAAAGAAAAACUCACCUGUGACAAAAUAGCUGGACACAUUAAGACUCAAGCUGUGAACACAGAGAAGCAGAUCAAGCAGGAGUUUGAGAAGCUUCAUCAGUUUCUACGAGAUGAAGAGGCAGCCAGGAUAGCUGCACUGAGGGAGGAAGAGGAGCAGAAGAGUCGGAUGAUGAAGGAGAAGAUUGAGAAGAUGAGCAGAGAGAUCUCAUCUCUUUCAGACACAAUCAGAGCAAUAGAGGAGGAGAUGGAAGCAGAUGAUGUCACAUUUUUACAGAACUACAAGAGCACGGUGGAAAGGAGCACUUACUUCUGA
Engraulis encrasicolus (European anchovy) is the source of this 387-nucleotide messenger RNA. Its product is annotated as E3 ubiquitin-protein ligase TRIM35-like. Gene Ontology annotation, molecular function: ubiquitin protein ligase activity. The coding region runs from base 1 to 387 and encodes 128 amino acids. The transcript is spliced from 5 exons. Lineage: Eukaryota; Metazoa; Chordata; Actinopteri; Clupeiformes; Engraulidae. Gene Ontology annotation, cellular component: cytoplasm. The record is from RefSeq and is a predicted model, not a curated record. Gene Ontology annotation, biological process: protein ubiquitination.